Cyphellophora attinorum is the source of this 849-nucleotide messenger RNA. RefSeq lists its product as uncharacterized. NCBI's taxonomy places the organism in Eukaryota, Fungi, Ascomycota, Eurotiomycetes, Chaetothyriales, Cyphellophoraceae. The coding region runs from base 1 to 849 and encodes 282 amino acids. The record is from RefSeq and is a predicted model, not a curated record. The transcript has a single exon.
AUGUCGCUCGUGGAGCGUGUCUUUCCAGCCUCUGAGCUGGCUGCUCUGAAGCAUGCUGUCCUCGCCAUGGACGACCUGCCAACAGCAAAGCGGAGGAAGAUUGACAGACAGGAGUCCAUACAUUCCCGCCAAAGCAACGACUCAGGAUACCACUCCGACCAUUCGACCUCGUCAAAGACUUCGGGAAACGCGCACUCGCCAGCUUCGUCUUCGCACUCGGACGAGGAUGACUUCACCACUAAGAUUGCGGAAGCGCGAGCACGACUAUAUAGUAAUGCCAGCAUCAGCAUUUCGUCGCCUCCACGAGAAGCAGAAUCAGAAGCAGACUCCCCCGAAGAGUCUGUCUCACCGGCCGAUUAUCACUCGCCUGUAUCCGUAGAAACCUUGGCAGAUUCGCCGGCUCGCACGUCGGGAUGCAGCCUCGACACUUUUCUCCGUCUCGGAUUGGCGGUCACGACUCACGAAAGGAGUCUGCUAACAGCAAUAUCACCGCUGAAACCAACACCGAUUUACAGGACUGCAGAGAGCCAGGCACGCGCACUUCAGUUGCUGCAAAGGAGAAGAGCGGCCCUUCUACUUCGUCGCAAGCAGCUUGAGCAGGAGCGAAGGCCAUCAUACCAAGGAUUUGCAAUUUCGAGCCACGAAGUGGACGAGGAGGAUGAGUGUGAGGAGCAGGAAGAGCAAGAAUGCCAACAAAGUCAUCCGGAAACCAGCGCCGACAUUCCCAGAGCUGCUACUCUCGAUUCAGCACUCAGGCAAUCCCCAUUUGAGGACUUUUUCAACAUUGAAGCUGCUUGUGAAAACGCAGUGGAUGGUGCAGAGGUCGAUGGCCAUCCGAGAUCGAUAUGA